AUGGAAUGGGCUAGGAACAACAGACACUACGCAAAGGAGCGACAGGCUAUUGGGGAGAUUGCUUCCCCCGAUGAUGUGCGCAAGGUGGUUUACAAAGCUGCUGAAUGCAGCGAUAUCCGCGCUCCAAACGCCAACUGGGACGUCGCGGUUAACAGCAGGGUUCUUGACAUGGCCCUUGAACGGGCGGAUGGUUAUCCUUGCCUUGUGAAUUCUAUGUGGGCUUCCAAGGCAUCCAUUAGGGAUGAGUACAACAAAUGUGAGGGCGAAAAGAACAACUUUUGCGACUUUUGCGUCUACCUAGUCUCACCGUUGAUUUAUCUCAUGACGAGGCCAUAUCCGACAUUGAUUGCCUUCGUGGUAACCCUUCGAUGA
This is a messenger RNA of Ilyonectria robusta, 372 nucleotides long. RefSeq lists its product as uncharacterized. The record is from RefSeq and is a predicted model, not a curated record. The transcript has 2 exons. Lineage: Eukaryota; Fungi; Ascomycota; Sordariomycetes; Hypocreales; Nectriaceae. Bases 1 to 372 code for a protein of 123 amino acids.